GUGCCGAUUCCACUUUGCAAAGAUGUGCGAAAAACUCCCCUCGUGUGUCUGAGGUUAUUGUCCGUGAUUUACUAUACAAUUGUAAGUUCUUGACUGUUGUUGUUCUGUGUGACAGAACGAAUUAGAGGGAAACCAGCAGCAAACGCUUUAUUUUAUUAAAUUUGCUGGCUAUUUUCGCGCGUACCGUUCAUAAGGAAACAACUAGUACACGAAAGAACACAACCUGGCAAUUUGACGAUUUUGGUGGGAUAUUGUUGGACCAGGACAACCGAUUCUUUUAGCUGAUAACCACAAAACUGCGGUGAUUCUGCUUAAUUGGCGGCAACAAAUCCUUCUCAACAUUCUAAAAGAAUCGUCCGUGAUGCCGUUCACAAGCAGUGGACAAAGUUGCCAGAUUUGUGACGCAUUCAGCUGUAGUCGAUGCCGGCCGGAGAGGCACGGCGAACGCCCACGGACCCACGGCAGAAUGACACUUCCAGAACCAUAUGCUGAUACUCGACAGUGCCCAGAGAAGUUUGGAACCAGCAAGCAGCGAGGGAAGCCCUCACCAACCGACGCUACAUCCAGGGAUAGUGGCCGCGGACGGGUUGUUUGGCAGCUGGGGAAACCUGGUGUACAAGAGCAGCAGGAAGUGUGCUACCGGCAUGCGAAAGUCGAAUGUGGAAUCAUCAGCGCUCGCGGAAAGUCACUCGGGAUUGGGGCAUGGAACGAAAUCUUCUACUCACACAGCUUUGUUUGUAUUCAUCCCAAGUGUGAAGACCUGUGGCGAAAGAACGUUAGGACAGAAGGUUCGUUUCCAAUGCCGUUGAAUACGAGGACGAUCGAGCAAAAUGUGAAUGAACCGACGAAGGGAAAAAUGCAGUCGUACUAUGGACAAAACAGCGCGCGAAAUGUUCAUCAACACGGUUGGAGAAUUUUGAGAAACAUCGAAGGGAUCUAUUCGAAGUUGGUGCAGUUCGGUUACGUGACAUCCGACCAUACGCGCCACGCGGCGAGGCAGGUGCGAUCAGCGAAGCAAGCGGCAGACGUAACGGAUGAUGCGGAUUUUAUCAGGGUGCACUCUACGGAGAAGGCGCUGAAGGCGAAUGAGGAGGAGGCUGAUCGAGCGCAAACGUGCUCACCUUUUCCAGCGUACUUCACCUGUGAAAAUCUGACAUCCUGCGUCACAGGCUGUUCUGCUCGGGUUCGCCAAAGGCUUGCUCAGUGGCGGAGAUCGGAAACUGGGCAACGCAGGAACCACUUCGUGCAGCACUCUGCGCGUAUGAAGGAAAAGUUCAAACAAGACGACAAUGCGGAAAACCAAUCGUCGGGAUUAGCAGCCACCAACCACCAGUGUGUUAGAAGGAUACUCGUCGGAGGUACGGCGGAGUGUUACCAGCACUGGAGGACGAGGAAGCUGUUAAGAAGCCGGAGGGUUAGCAGGUUUCUGUGUUUUGUCUUCAAUGGACUGUUUCCUGAAAGUGAAGGUGGCACAAAACAUCAGCGCACGACGAUCGUCUACUUCCGGGAUGUGAGAACGUCAACCAAGACAACCUGGCGUAGCCGAGGCUCGACCCGGGACGAGAGGCGUGGUAUGCAGUGCAACGAUGUGCCAGAGCUUUCUGCGCAGAUGCAGCAUGCAAGGAUUCAAGCAUGUUCCAGGACCAAGUUGAUAAACGUCUGGAUCGCAUAGGAAUCGAGGAAGACAUCGGCAGCUUUCUCUCACAGGACGAGUUAGGGUAAAACUGGACCGGACUCGCCUAACCAGUUGUACGGAAGGGGGAAUGUUGCGACGAGAAGUGCCGAUUCCACUUUGCAAAGAUGUGCGAAAAACUCCCCUCGUGUGUCUGAGGUUAUUGUCCGUGAUUUACUAUACAAUUGUAAGUUCUUGACUGUUGUUGUUCUGUGUGACAGAACGAAUUAGAGGGAAACCAGCAGCAAACGCUUUAUUUUAUUAAAUUUGCUGGCUAUUUUCGCGCGUACCGUUCAUAAGGAAACAACUAGUACACGAAAGAACACAACCUGGCAAUUUGACGAUUUUGGUGGGAUAUUGUUGGACCAGGACAACCGAUUGUAAGAUCAUUAAUUUAUACAUAAAAUACAUGCUAAUAAAUAUUUGUAGCUUUUAGCUGAUAACCACAAAACUGCGGUGAUUCUGCUUAAUUGGCGGCAACA
Molecule: messenger RNA, 2154 nt
Organism: Culex pipiens pallens (northern house mosquito)
Lineage: Eukaryota; Metazoa; Arthropoda; Insecta; Diptera; Culicidae
Exons: 2
Coding region: 362-1672 (436 amino acids)
Source: RefSeq, a predicted model, not a curated record